CAAACUUCUCUUUCGUACGACCAGAAAAAAAACCACAAAACGAAAGUGUAGCAUGUACGUUAUGAAAGUGUCACAUAUAAUAGUAAUUUAUUAGAGCUCUACUAAAAAGUGAAAAAUCCAAAACAGGAAAAAAUAUUUCUCCAAUUCCCCAACCAAUAAGGAAAGCCCCCCAAAACCCUUUCCUCUUACCGACAAAACAAAAUUCCCUGUCCCUUCCAUGUUCUUCUCCCCUUUUCCUCCAAAUUCAACAAAAUCACAUUUUUUUAAUUGAUUUCUUUUUUUCUAUUUUGUGAUUUCUCUCAGUUUUCCCUUUUUUCAAUCCAUGCAUAAAUUUCCAGAAAAACUUGACAUAUAUCUACUUCAAUGGGUGCCUUAACAUGUAACAGAAAACGUGUUGAUGAUUUUUUCACAUCAAAUUACAAGGUUGACCACAUAUCCAACAACAAAAAACCUAGGCUUAUUAACCAAAUUCAAGAACACCCUUUUCCUAGAAAAUCAUCAACAGUUACAAGGAUUUUCAAAUACCCAUCUUAUAUUACUCCUAUAAAAAGAGAAAUUCAUGCUCCUUGUAGACAAUCAAGAUUUGGAAAUAUGGGGAAUUUUCUAGCAAAGAAGUAUGAUAGAGCUAAAAGUAACGCUUUUGAAACUUUGAGGUAUGUGAAAAAAGAUAAAGAGGUGAUCAACAUUGAUGAUGAUGAACAAAUUUUGGAAUAUGGGGUUGUUGAAAAACCGGGUCUUGUUAAUGACUCGGGUCAAAAAUGGAAGGAGAGUGGUGGGGUUGUUGAAAAAACGGGUCUUGAUGAUGGGUCGGGUCAGAAAUGGAAGGAGAGUGAUGGGGUUGGUGCAAAAACGGGUCUUGAUAACGGGUCGGGUCAGAUAUGGAAGGAGAGUGAUGGAGUUGUUGAAAUCUUGGAUAAUUCAUCAGUGUCCAAUGAUGUGAAUUUGAACAAGGUGGAUAAUGCAGAAAAGAUGUUGGAUUCAUUGUCUUUAGGUAGCAAGUUUGGUGAUUCUUCGUCAUCCUAUGUUGCUGUGUAUAAGAAAUUGCUUGGUUCAGCUGAGAAAAGAAAUGAUAAGUUGAAGAGACUGCAGUUUCAGAUAGAGUAUACUGAGAAGCUUCGCGAAACACAUCAAUUGUUGAGGCCUCAAAAGAAAGAAGAACAUGUUAAGGAGGAUGUGAUUACAGAACCCUUUGUACUCCUUACUGAGGAGGAAGAGGCCGAAGUUUCUCGUGCUUUAUCUAAUUCUAACAGGAGGAAGGUUUUGGUAACCCAUGAAAACUCCAAUAUAGACAUUACUGGAGAGAUGUUGCAAUGUUUGAGACCUGGGGCAUGGUUGAAUGAUGAGGUCAUUAAUGUGUAUCUUGAGUUACUAAAAGAGAGAGAAAAAAGGGAGCCCAAAAAGUUCUUGAAGUGUCAUUUCUUUAACACAUUUUUUUACAAGAAGUUAAUCAGUGGCAAAGGAGGCUAUAACUAUCAACCUGUGAAAAGAUGGACAUCCCAAAGGAAGCUGGGGUACUGCCUCUUUGAAUGUGAUAAAAUUUUUGUCCCUAUCCACAAACAAAUACAUUGGUGUUUAGCUGUCAUCAACAAGAAGGACGAAAAGUUCCAAUACUUGGAUUCACUUGGAGGAAGAGAUCAUCAAGUACUGAAAGUGCUGGCUAGGUACUUCGUUGAUGAGGUGAAGGACAAGAGUGGGAAACACAUUGAUGUUAGUUCAUGGAAGCAAGAGUUUGUUGAGGACCUUCCAGAGCAAGAGAAUGGGUAUGACUGCGGCAUGUUCAUGCUCAAGUAUGCUGAUUUCUACAGCAGAGAUAUAGGACUCUGUUUCAAUCAGGAGCACAUGCCAUAUUUUAGGUCGAGGACUGCCAAGGAGAUCUUGAGGUUGAAAGCUGAGUAAAAAGUCUUGAACAUGCUCUUUGCUGCAAUGUCACAUAUCCCGUGUCAGCAAAGGAGUGAAGGACGUAAUUCGUUGAAAUGAUUGAUGCAUUGCUAACAAUUUCCUGAAGGCCUUGUCUGAUUUGUAUAUUUGGUGGUUUUACAUCCUAGCAAGCUAGUUGCUGUCUGAUGAAGGCACGGUUUUUGUAGGUUGAGGUUGAUAGUGCUUUAGUGUUUGUUCUUUAUUUUUCCCUUUCUGUGUAGGUCCUUACAAUUCUCACAUAUAGCAUCCAACUGCUUUUUGAGAAAGCUUAGAAUGAUUUAGGAGUUCCUUACUGAUCACUAAACUUUCUUUACUUGUGAAGAUAGACUGGAAAGAAAGCGCAAAGUUGUAUUCAUGAAACUCUUUCUAUUUUCAUUAAAGAGAAAGUAUCUGUUAUAUAGGGUACGUA
Messenger RNA from Lycium ferocissimum, 2326 nucleotides. Its product is annotated as ubiquitin-like-specific protease ESD4. Gene Ontology annotation, biological process: protein desumoylation. The record is from RefSeq and is a predicted model, not a curated record. Gene Ontology annotation, molecular function: deSUMOylase activity. Gene Ontology annotation, cellular component: nucleus. Bases 364 to 1896 code for a protein of 510 amino acids. The transcript has 9 exons. Lineage: Eukaryota; Viridiplantae; Streptophyta; Magnoliopsida; Solanales; Solanaceae.